Prorocentrum cordatum is the source of this 3051-nucleotide messenger RNA. NCBI's taxonomy places the organism in Eukaryota, Dinophyceae, Prorocentrales, Prorocentraceae. The record is from the annotation of a GenBank genome assembly.
AUGCCGAAGCACAUCCACGGACAUCUGAAGCCAUCUCGGCGCGCCUGUAGCCGCACACAUGCCACAGGAAGUCUGGAGCUGCACGCGCCGCACGUGGAGGAGCUGGAGGCGCAGGCGGCGGGUCUCAGGGAGGCGGAGCGCGCGGCGCGCCCGCUGGAUCGCCGCCUGCAGUCGGCGAUGGACACGGUGCGCAACCGCGACGCAGCAGCGCAGAAGGCGCAGGAGGCAGCGCAGGCCGCGCGGGCUGCGGCCGAGGCUGCCCGGUUGGCGGCGGAGGAGGCCGAUGCGCAUGCCGCUCAGGCCAUCGCGGACCAGCACGCGGCGCAGCAGACGCUGCAGGCAGUGCAGGCAGAGGCCGCGGCUGCUCGCGAUGCCGCGGGCACGACCGCCGCAGCCGCAGGGCUCGACGGCGCCUUCGCUGCCCUCGCCGCCGCAUGCGCGGCAUUGCAGGCUCCCGGGCAGGCGGCUGGCGCCGGGGCCCUGGUGCAGCAGCUCCGGGGCGCGCUGCUUGCGCCCGGUGGCGCAGGGCAUGCUGGGCCUGCAGGUGGUGCGGGGGCGGCGGCCGGCCCGGGCGGCGGCUCAGGGCACCCAGGAGGCGGGGCGGCUGGGGCGCCGGCCGAUGCAGGCAUGCCUGCCGCAGCAGGGCCCCCUCCUCCCUGCGACGCACGCGCGGCGGCCGCGCCCGGCGGCAGCAGGCGGCGCGCGGCCUCCGUGGGCGCGAGGUCGCGUUGGUCUUCCCCCUUGCGCGGAAGCUCCGAGGACGGCGACCGUUCCCGGUCCACGGACCGCGGAGGCUCCCCAGAGCCCCGUGUCCCUCUCUUCGCCCAGCCCGCGCAACUGGCGCCCGGGCAGCGCACGUUGCCCCUGCGGCGCUGCGCGCGCCUUGCCGCGGCGGCACGUGGGUACCUGGCGGUGCCUGAUGGUGCCACGUCCGCGCAGCCGCCGCCAGACGCACCGCAGCAGCCGGCGCGUGCGGGUGAGAGGUGGUGUGGAGCCCCGGGGAGGGCCAACUGUGAGCUGCGGAUGCGUCGCGGGGCUGCUUGCGCUGCUGCGGCCAUCCCGGGAGCGCGGGCUGCAGAGCCCAUGGAAGGGCGUCAGGGUUGGCGAGGCGCGGCACCCGGGGCCGCGCUGCCAGCCGCGCCCCAGGCAACCCACCCCUUGCUCCACGCGAGCGGGCGCGGCCAGCCGCGGCGCCCCGGGGGCGCUCGGCCCCGCGCCGGUUGGCUGGGUCAGUGCGCGACUCGACCGGAGCCCAUGGCGAGCCUCGCUGGAUGCCACUUGGGCCGGCACCCGCACUUGGCCGUGCACUUCGGCCUCGGUCAGGCCCGAUGGCGCGGGUGGCCGUGGCGAGGCGUCCGCGUGGGCGAGGCGUCGCUGCCAGGGCCCGAAGGCUUGGCGGCUACGGUGGUGGUUGCCAAUGUGACGCGCUGGAGCGCCAGUUGGCGCGGGCUCCUUGCGGCGGAUCCGGCGGUAGUCUGCGCGCAGGAAGCGCGCAUCCCGUCAGCGGAGGCGGAGGCCGCAGCCGCUGCCGCUCGGGCGAGGGGAUUGACUUUGCACCCCGGGCAGGAGCAGGAGGGCGAGCACUUGCUGGCCGCGGCCCACGCCCCCGCCAAGUGCCAGGCACGGGCGGAGCCCAUGCUGGGCCUCAGUGGGCGGCACCCCGGCCGCCUCCAGCAUGUCGCGGUGCAUUUCGGCUUCGGGCGCGCCGUGCACUUCCUGAACUGCUACGGCUACGCCGGCGGCCAGAGUGACAGGGAGAGGAAUGUGAACCUUUUGAUCGAGGCUGCGGGGUGGCUCCAGGGCUUGGGUCAGGCCCCGGCAUUCCUCGUGGGCGACCUCAACUUCCGGAUCGGCGACUCCGGCUUCGAGGGGGUCUUGGGCAUGGCAGGCUGGAGGGACCUCCUGGCAGCCGCGGGACCUACGUGUUUGCCAUCGUCAGGCGAGCCCUCCCGCAUUGACUACGUGCUGGCCAACCCCCAGGCGCUCGGCCUAGUGCAGAGGGUAGGGCUGCGAUGGGACCUCGGCAUCGCCACGCACGCGGCCUUACUGGUGGAGCUGCGCGCCGAAGCCCCCGAGCGCGCCCUGCUCAGGCGGCCGGUCGCUCCCCUUGAUGGUGCCGCUCAGGCAGGGUGGAGUCCCGCCGCAGCGAGGAGCGCCACGGCCUCGGUGUUGGCCGGCUUCGAGGGCGCCUUCCGCGGUGCGUUGAGCACCCACGACAUGGACGCCGCUUGGGCCACCCUCAGCCAGGCCAUGCGGGCGUGGCUGGCUACCCGGAUGGGCCUGGGGACAGUCCCCGAACGACCGCAUGCGGCAGCAGCCUGGGAGGCUGAACGGCUCGCGACGACCGGCGGCGGCGGCGAAGCUGCGGACGCGGCGGCCGACGCCGCCCUCCUCCGGCUGCGGCGGCUGCGCGGGCUCCGGCAUGCCCAGGGCCGCUCUCUGGCGGCAAAUGCACGAGAGGUGGCGGCAGCCACGCUCGCCGCCCUCCGUGCGGCAGAUGCCGGGCAGCCAGAUUGGUCUGCUGCGCUUGCGGGGCUGAGCGUGGACGAGGUGCUCCCCGACGGCGUGCUGGAGCAGGCGGAGGCCGCCUGGCGCUCGGCCCGUGCGAGCGCCCGCAGUCGCCGACAGGAUGCCUGGCGCGACUGGGUCAAGGCAAGCGUGUCCGACGAACAGGGUCGUCUUUACCGCUGGAUCCGCGGCGGCGGCACCCUCGAGGCCGAGCUCGUGCCAGAUCCGGCAGUGGACCCGGCGGCCUCUGUAGAGGUAGCAGGGCGGCGGUGUUGGCUCUUAGCGCUGCAAGGGGGGCCCGCAGCCCGCCUCCGCUUCUUCGAAGGCCCGUGGCGGCAGCUCUGGCAAGGGCGCUCGCCCCCGCAGCUGGGGGAAGACUGGCUGCAAGAGCUGGACGGCUUGCCCGCGUUCCCAGACCGGGAGCCGUGGACAGCGGACCUCGUGGCCGAGAUCCUCCGGCGAAUGCCCCGCCGGAAGAAAGCCGGGCUAGACGGGUGGUCGGUCAAAGAGCUGCGCUUGCUGCCGCGGGAGCUGCACGGCUGA